This is a messenger RNA of Pseudophryne corroboree (corroboree frog), 2382 nucleotides long. It is a transcript of the gene TRMO, whose product is annotated as tRNA methyltransferase O. The coding region runs from base 169 to 1374 and encodes 401 amino acids. The transcript is spliced from 5 exons. The record is from RefSeq and is a predicted model, not a curated record. NCBI's taxonomy places the organism in Eukaryota, Metazoa, Chordata, Amphibia, Anura, Myobatrachidae.
CAAUCAGGACACCAGACCAGGGCGGGGCACACGGCGCAUGACGUCGAUCCGGACACGUGAUACUACUACUCGUGGUAUACGACUGUGCUGGGAUAACCGCACAGGUGCUCCUACAGUCAGCGACUCUGCCAACAAAUAUAAGUGCACACGCCGCUGUAGAGCUAUAGCAUGGAGAAUUCAGUCUAUGAGGGAAGCGACAAGAAGCGUGCGGGAAUCUUGACGCGUUCUCUAGAGACAGGUUGUAUUCUAACCCAGCCAAUUGGAUACAUUGAAUCCUGUUUCACAGCUAAAAAUGGUACACCUAGACAACCCUCUAUUUGCAGUUUGUCUCGUGGCUGCUUAAGAAUAAGCAAAACUGUUUUUAAUAAUCCAGAGCAUUCCGUAAUGGACCUGCAACAUUUCUCUCAUAUAUGGAUUUUAUUCAUUUUUCAUAAAAAUGGUCAUUUAAGUUGCAAAGCAAAAGUCCAACCGCCGAGACUGAAUGGAGCAAAAACGGGAGUGUUUUCUACAAGGAGUCCUCAUCGUCCCAAUGCAAUUGGACUAACUCUGGCCAAACUGGAGAAAGUAGAAGGUGGCACUCUCUAUUUGUCUGGUAUUGACAUGAUACAAGGCACUCCAGUUAUUGAUAUAAAGCCUUAUAUUGCGGAAUAUGAUUCCCCACAACCUGUGCAUUCCUGUGGGGAGGAGCAGCAAGAAAGGAAGAGGCAGUACCAAAAAUGUGAAGAUGCUAUUUCCAAUAUGUCGGGGUCUGUUUCAUCUGAACAGCACCAAGAAAAAUCCCAGCAAAAUUAUAUUACGCGCUUCCCUAGCACAGAUGACACUUCUGCAGAUAAACACGAGAUAUCGGAUAGUCAAAAGGGAAUAUUAAAUGACAAAAACCAGACUCUGACUUUGGAGACUGUUGCUGGACCAUCUGUUGUUGUUGAGGGUCCAUGCUCUUCCAGGCAGCCUAAAGAUGGUUUAAAUGCACCGAGACAGUCAGAGUUAAUGUGUGAAGAGGCGACAAGCAAAAAGGAAAUCAAAAACAGACUAAGCAGUCAGAGUUGUGCCCCAAACUGGGUGAAAGACUCGCCUGUGCCGAGCUUAAAAGUCAGGUUUACGCCUCACUCAGAAAUGGAGUUGAGACAAUUUAAAUCUCCGCGUGACUCAGGAGGACCAUCAUUCCGCUACUUCCAGUCUUUUGAAGAAGCAAAAUGUGCAAUAAGUAAUGUGCUAUCUGCCGACCCCCGAUCAGUUUACAGAAGAAACCAGUGUCUAGACCGUCUUUUUUAUUUCAGCCUUGAUACCAUUCACAUCACUUGCUGGUUUGGUGAUGGAUUUGCAGAAGUACUUAAAAUACAACCUGUUGCAGGGCAGCCUGAGUCUAAGAAUUGAUGUUAACUCUCCAUGUUGAUAAUGAACCAUAUUCAUCUUUUGUGAAAUAAUGUUGUGUUUUUGUUUUGUUUUUUUAUGAAUAUUUUCUCCCUUUUCUUUCAAGUAGUGCAAGUAAUACCCCUUUUAGACCGCCAGCAAUAACCCAGGUGAACACGCAUGCACCCAGGCUGCGGCACACUUUGCAAGGGGCCAGGAAAAAUAACCCAGGUCGAGUGACCUGGUAUUUCAACUCUGUUAGUGAGCAGGGUUGAACACUGGUUCAACCCGGCUCGCAGUGCAGUGUGAAUGGGUACACCGAGUCGAUGUUACCCAGCACCUGUUCACACCAUAGGAAAAAGUGGCACUUGGAGAUCAUCUCCUCUCCAAGUGCCGCCUCCGCAAACACCGGCGGUGACGUCACCAACCUGGCUAAAAGCCGGGUCUGGCCGCCAGUCAGAAAGGGGUCUCAGCCGGGAGCGGUCUGAAAGGGGUAUUUGUGACACUGCUUAUGGUGUCAGGUUGGCCUUACCAUUUAGCUAUAUUGCAGUGAAUUUUGGGGGUAAUUCCGAGUUGAUCGCAGCAGCAAAUUUGUUAACAGUUGGGUAAAACCAUUUGCACUACAGGUGUGGCAGAUAUAAAAUUUGCAGAGAGUUAGAUUUGGGUGGGGUUUGUUCAAACUGAAAUCUAAAUUGCAGUGUAAAAAUAAAGCAGGCAGUAUUUACCCUGCACAGAAACAAUAUAACCCACCCAAAUCUAACUCUCUCUGCAAAUGUUAUAUCUGCCCCCACUGCAGUGCCCAUGGCUUUGCCCAGCUGCUAACAAAUUUGUUGCUGCGAUCAACUCAGAAUUACCCCCUUUAUCAGGAAUAAAACCUUGAACUGAUUCUGAAGCGUUUACAACCAUUUCAGAUUGCACUUUACACAGGGAAAAGUAAGUUUUAUGUAAAAUAUUUUUAAUAAUAAAAUCUGUCUUCUAGUUUUUUCAUUUUUUUUUAUUAUUUUUUUAAUAAAAAUUCUGUAUUUUUGAGAA